This is a messenger RNA of Talaromyces amestolkiae, 891 nucleotides long. RefSeq lists its product as uncharacterized. Gene Ontology annotation, biological process: cytosolic ribosome assembly. Gene Ontology annotation, cellular component: mitochondrial matrix. The record is from RefSeq and is a predicted model, not a curated record. Lineage: Eukaryota; Fungi; Ascomycota; Eurotiomycetes; Eurotiales; Trichocomaceae. The transcript is spliced from 5 exons. Bases 1 to 891 code for a protein of 296 amino acids.
AUGCUUUCUCUCCGUGCAUUCACCCGUGCCGCGCCUCGUGCGUUCGCGCGCUCCUAUUCAGUUGCCGCUCGCCCUACAACUGCUCGUCUCGCAACUGUCCAGCGACCCUCAUUGCUCCAGAAGUCCUUCAUCAGAUGCCAAUAUCCCGCUUUCUCCACAGCCAGAACUUUGCGCGAACCUGCCGGUGAAGUUGACGUCGAGCUUAGCGAGAAAUUAGCGGAGGAACUUAGCCAUGAACAGAGCUCUGGAGAGAUGGAAGAACCUGCUGCUGUCAUCAAGGCAUACUUUGAGAGCAGCAUUUGGGAGGUCAAGGAUGUUGCUGGAGAGCAAGAAGUUGUUUUGACUCGCAAAUUUGGCAAUGAAAAGAUCCGCGCUACCUUCACCGUCUCCGACCUCCAAAACCUCGCUGAGGACGAGUUCGACGGCCUUUCAGAGAGCGAUUACGAUAACGUGAACCAAGGCCAACCCGGCGAACCCAUCUCCACCCGUCCCGAAGACAGCAUUUCCCCCGCCGACCGCGACUACGAUGGUGAAGAUUCCGGAUUCCCCGUCCGCGUCAACAUCACCAUCGAAAAGCCCGGCAACGGCGCUCUCCUCUUCCAAACCACUGCCUCGGACGGCGCUUUCGAGAUCCACGAGGUCUCGCAAUUCGACAAGGCCGAUCUCGCGGAGGCCGAGACUGCUGAGAAGGACUGGCACCGCCAGAGCCUUUACAGUGGCCCUGCUUAUAACAAUCUUGAUGAGGAUCUUCAGGUUCUCUUUGAGCGAUAUUUGGAGGAGCGUGGUUUCAACGCUGAGUUGGCCAACAUUAUUCCUGAUUAUAUUACCGUCAAGGAACAGAAGGAAUACACCCGCUGGCUUGAGACCGUCAAGAAGUUCGUCUCUGCUUAA